Megalops cyprinoides (Indo-Pacific tarpon) is the source of this 3019-nucleotide messenger RNA. RefSeq names its product cyclic AMP-responsive element-binding protein 1-like. Lineage: Eukaryota; Metazoa; Chordata; Actinopteri; Elopiformes; Megalopidae. The record is from RefSeq and is a predicted model, not a curated record. Gene Ontology annotation, cellular component: ATF4-CREB1 transcription factor complex; nucleus. Bases 228 to 1202 code for a protein of 324 amino acids. Gene Ontology annotation, molecular function: protein binding; cAMP response element binding; DNA-binding transcription factor activity, RNA polymerase II-specific. The transcript is spliced from 8 exons. Gene Ontology annotation, biological process: regulation of transcription by RNA polymerase II.
CAAGUGUCCGGGGUGGGAGGGAGACAGGGCACGUCUCAAAGAGGGAGAGAAUGUUGUCGUAGUCGACCCGGAGGAAACAAAGAGAUCAUGGCGGCGGCGAGCUUGUUGCAGGGAGGGGAGGCUGCGGCUGGAAGAAUGCAUGGAGCGGGGACUGCGGUCCACGAGGGAAGCGCGGCGUGUUUGCAGAACGCAGUCUGUGAUGCUAGCUGUCUUUCUAAGCUAACUCAAUGACCAUGGAAUCAGCUGCCGAGUCACAGCAGGGUGCGGACACUGCUGUCUCUGAGACCGAUAGCCAGCAGAUUGCACAAGCGCAGAUCGCCAGCCUGGCACAGGUCUCCAUGGCGGCUGCACAUGCCACCUCAGCCAGCCCCACUGUCACCCUCGUCCAGCUACCCAACGGUCAAACGGUGCAAGUGCAUGGGGUCAUCCAGGCGGCCCAGCCCUCAGUCAUUCAGUCCCCCCAGGUGCAAACCGUACAGAUCUCCACAAUCGCAGAGAGCGAGGACUCUCAGGAGUCAGUGGACAGUGUGACGGACUCCCAGAAGCGUAGGGAGAUCCUGUCCAGACGCCCCUCCUACAGGAAGAUCCUGAAUGACCUGUCGUCAGAUGCACCUGGUGUCCCGCGCAUAGAGGAGGAGAAAUCUGAGGAGGACUCCGCACCAGCCAUCACUACCGUUACCGUGCCAACGCCCAUCUAUCAGACCAGCAGUGGCCAGUACAUCGCCAUCACCCAGGGAGGGGCGAUCCAGCUGGCCAGCAACGGCACAGACGGGGUGCAGGGCCUGCAGACGCUGACCAUGACCAACGCUGCCGCUGCGCAGCCCAGCACCACCAUCCUGCAGUAUGCCCAGACCAGCGACGGCCAGCAGAUCCUGGUGCCCAGCAACCAGGUGGUGGUGCAAGCCGCCUCCGGGGACGUCCAGGCCUACCAGAUCCGCACAGCCCCCACCAGCACCAUCGCCCCCGGGGUGGUCAUGGCGUCGUCCUCCACCCUGCCCAGUCAGGGAGGAGCCGAGGAGGCCACCCGCAAACGGGAGGUUCGGCUGAUGAAGAACAGGGAGGCAGCACGUGAGUGUCGCCGGAAGAAGAAGGAGUAUGUCAAAUGCCUGGAGAACCGUGUGGCCGUGCUGGAGAACCAGAACAAAACCCUCAUUGAGGAACUGAAAGCACUUAAAGACCUGUACUGCCAUAAAUCUGAGUAACCCCCCCCUCUUCCCGCCCCGCUUCUGCGCACCUGUACAGAGACUCCGCCCAGCACUAACCCCCUGGGCACGGACACUCCUUUUUUCUAAAUGUUUUUUAAUGCUACAAACUGCCUAUGAGAAAAUACAGGAAUAAGGAAAAGAAAAACUUGCAACCUAAGGUCAAAUUUCCUCCCUUUACUUGCAAAGCAUGACCUUAAAAAAAGGAAAAAAAAAAAAAAAGAACUUUUAUCACAGAAAUCCAUUUUUAUUUCUCCUGGUUGGUGAGAGCACACAGGAUUGAUGCUUCUUGGAGAGACGGCAGACUGGUUUGAAGGACAGGAGUUGAAAGGCUGAAGGUUGUAUGGGGGGUGUGUGAUUGAGGGCUCCAGGAAAAUUCAAAUAUUUCAGGAAAAUGUCUUCUGUAAGCUUCUGAUGCUAAUCUGGUCAUUGGAUGGUUGGACCUCAGUUCAGAAAGGAAUGGAAUCUAUGUGUCAUAACUGAGAAGAAAAAAAGCCUGUCAUACCCUCCACAUCCAUACCACCCACUCCUUUCUGACUUCAUGAGUAUCAAGACGUCACCAGUAGGAGUAAUGUAAGAGCCAUCACUACCUGACCCCCCCACUCUUGAAGGGGAGGAAUGGAAAUAUUGGAGUAUGGAGUAUUUGGAUUUGAGCCCUGCUAGAGAGGGCAUUGGUGUGAAACCCACGUUUUGUGGGUAAUGUCUACCCAUUUGUGUGUUCAUUUCAAUGCCUGUGUCACUAACAUGGCUCUGAAGCAAGUGCAAAUCUUCUGUUUCAGUGUUUUAGGUUGAAUUAAUUUUUUCCAUACCUCUAAUUUCAGCAUUUUUGAAUUUGUUACCUUAUUAAACUAUGGCUGAGGAGUGGUUGGCAAAUAUUUUGAGUGGGGUUGAGGACUGAUCCCGGAUUACUGUACAUUGAUUACCACUUAAAGAAACUACAGGCCCUUAACAGUUAGUAGAGAUAUCUGUUUGUAGUGUGCACGUAUCACUAUGCUUGCCAGGUAGACCUACUCCAGGACAUACAGUCAGUAGUGAAGCCAGUGGAAUUCCAGUUACACACUACGACCAGUGCACUCCUUCCUGUCUGUCACUGAGAAAGCUCUGCUCGUCCAGAGAAGUCUCUGUACAGUGCUGUGCUCAGACGUCCCUGUAAUACACUCAUGCCUCAUAGAGCUGUUUCACCCUGCUUUCGUGUCAACAUUGUUAAAACCAGUCCAUCCGAGGCCCAUUUGGAGACGUUGGGGACUGCUAUUGGCGUGGAGAUGGGGAUGUAACCGAGAACUGUAGAACUGGAACGAGCCUGGCUCAUUAGACCCCUCUUUAUCUGCAGAGCUGGAACCAGCCUGGCCCGUUGUAGCCCUUUUCCACUGUAAAUAUGGAAAUGAACUGGCCCGUAAUACCCCUUUUCCACUGUAGAGCUGGAAACAGCUACAACUGCUUCCAUCCUGCACUGUGUGAUCUGGGCCGCAGCCCAUGGCUACAGUUGCAAUCACUUGCUCUCUCAGAUUCACCAGCAGAAAAGAAUCUAGCGGUCCAUACAGUUGGGUAGUUUCGAUUGGGUUACGUAGAAGACAGCUGUUUCUGCAUUGCUUUUGGGACCAUUUUUGCAGAUUGUGUCAGCAUUAGUAAAACAGCUAUGUCUGGAAAAGGCACUACAGGGGUAAAACCUGGUUCACCUGUAAAGCCUGGGCCUCCAGCUUCAGAAGCUGGGAAAAAAAUCCACUGAAAAGGAAGAGAUAAUGGGCUACUUCAUAUUUUCUUUCAUUGGAUUAAGGAAUACCAUAUUGUAUUAUUAAUGUAACUGUUAUUAUUGGAGC